Molecule: messenger RNA, 2337 nt
Organism: Acanthaster planci (crown-of-thorns starfish)
Lineage: Eukaryota; Metazoa; Echinodermata; Asteroidea; Valvatida; Acanthasteridae
Gene: nsun4
Product: NOP2/Sun RNA methyltransferase 4
Biological process (GO): rRNA methylation
Cellular component (GO): mitochondrial large ribosomal subunit
Molecular function (GO): RNA methyltransferase activity
Source: RefSeq, a predicted model, not a curated record
UUGUUUCCAGCAUCGAGAUGUCAUUUUGGCGGUGUUUCGGGGCGGUCAGUGUUCUAAAGCAUGGAGAGACUUGUCGUCAGGUCGUACAACUACCCAGAAGGUGGAAGAAAAUGAAGAAAAAAUGGGGAGCAAUACAGACGCAGCGGAAAGUGGAGCCCUCGUUCCACGCACUGCGGCAUUUUGAUGAGAACUACGGUCUCCAGUUUGGCGAUGCAUGGCCCACCAUCCGCCUGGGGCUGCUUUCUCAGCAGAAGUAUGGUGUCCUCCUCAACAACUACAGCAUCGUGGAGGAAACGGAAGAGUUCCUCAGGAAACUUGGUGCAGAGGAAUUUGUUCAGCCAGCUGCCGGUGAAUUAGCAAAGAUGAUGGAGGACACAUGGUCAUCAGAGGACGUUACUGAUUGGAGCACAGAAUCCUCAGAUGAAGAAAGCCAGAAUUUGGACAAUUUAGAUGUUUCCCAAUGUCCCAAAGAUGCUGACCAAAAUCUUGAGGAUCGUCUCGGUCAGAUGAGUACUGUAGAGAAGUCUCGUGAGCCAGGGACGCAGUCUCAAUCAGAUCAGAAGAGUUCAUGGGAGGAGAAAUACAUUGUGAUGCCCGGAUACGAGGCUAAGAUGGAGCUUCUCAUGAGCUCAGAUGCUGGGAGAUACAAAGGGUUAGACUCUGCUCAAGCAGUCCCAGAGAUUGACGCAAGGCACGUCCAGAGACCACUGAAAGUCAGUCAGCAUCUGAAGUGCUUUGUUUUCAGAAGUGGGAGUGUGGAACGAUUCCCGCCAUCCAAGCUGGAUUCCGGAGGGCUUUUUCUGCAGUAUUACACCAUGGAUGCUGCAUCCAUCUUGCCAGUGAUUGCACUGGAUGUUGGACCGGGAGACUUGGUACUAGACAUGUGCGCAGCCCCCGGCGGCAAGACACUGGCCAUAAUGCAGACCAUGCUCGCAGGUGGUGUGGUUGCCAACGAACCAGAGACUGCUCGGAGACGUCGACUCCUCAACGUCUUGCGUUCCUACACCGGCUUUCACUGGCAGAGGAGCGAAGAACUACGAUUCACGGCAGAGGACGGACGCCAGUGGGGCGAGAUGGAACCGGAUACAUAUGAUAAGGUUUUAGUCGAUGUUCCAUGCACCACAGAUCGGCUGGCGGUCACCAACAACGACAACAGCAUCUUUGCUGUCAGGAGGACCAGUGAACGUUGGGGACUUCCCAAACUCCAGACUGAACUUCUGUGUGCCGGUCUUAAGGCCGUGAAACCAGGCGGUGAUGUUGUCUACUCGACAUGCUCGCUUUCACAACAGCAGAAUGACGCUGUCGUAGAGAGCGCCCUCUAUCACUGCCAGGCAGAGACGGACAUGGAAGUGGUCGUGGUUGAACUGUCACCGCUGGCCCAGUGCUUGGGUCAUGUUUUCAAAUUCUGCGACCGCGCGAAACACGGACAGCUCGUAUUGCCAAACCUGAACAGCAACUUUGGUCCGAUGUAUUUCUGUAAGCUGUGUCGGCUGAGGUAGCGAAAGGGUGUAUUUGGUACAUGUUAGCAAAUUGUGUCCUGCACAGAAAGUGAUCAAAGAAAUUGUGUUUGCAAGUACAAGUACAGAUGUGUCUGUAACCGUGUCAUUUAGAAAGGUUUCUUUGAUUUGGACCAUUGUUAAUGUGUGAAAUAUCUUCACUUUGAAAUGUGUGUCAUUUUGGCUGGGGUUGUUUCAACAAUCUGGCAUUCCCAAAUAAUCCGUCCUGAGGCUCUGUUGAAUCAGUUCAUUCAUCGCUUUGUGCUGCCGAGGUAGAUGCAUUCUGAAGUUUUCUAGGUUCUGCAACUGUCGCUCGUGGCAUUUUGUCAAGAUGUUGUUAAUGUGUUUCAGUAUUGCAACCCUUUUUUAACUGGAGCCAAUUUAUGUUAAUUGCUUACUGUUAUACAUGGAUAAACUGAUGCUAACACGUUGAACCUCCAGAGCCUCGAUUUCAUAGGAAUUAAACUGAAGAUUUACGUUCAGUUUUUUCUUUCCUAGGGCAAGGCAUCAAUCAAGCAGCAAAAUGAACCUCUUGCUGUUUUUUUUUGGGGGGGGGUUACAAAGGAAAAUGUGAAAAUUAAUUGUGUUGCAUUGAAAGAUAAAACAUGCUUUUUUUGUAUUAGAAGUAAUCUUAGCUGGUAAGAGAAAAUUUUGCCAAAUUAUGCCAAGGUUAAUCCCAUGCAGUCAGUUUCGGGAGUCAAACAGUUUUUUUGAAGAGUAACAUGCUAUAAUUUGUUGAGGUAUUCGGAAUGAUGAAAUAUGCUUAUCUUGCUUCAAGGUAUGUUUUGGGGCUAUUGGGAGCAAUGUCAGUUUUAAUAAAAAUGCACUUUUCAAAUUGAAA